Messenger RNA from Leptopilina heterotoma, 1567 nucleotides. It is a transcript of the gene Pyroxd1, whose product is annotated as pyridine nucleotide-disulfide oxidoreductase domain-containing protein 1. Gene Ontology annotation, molecular function: flavin adenine dinucleotide binding; oxidoreductase activity; protein binding. Bases 1 to 1407 code for a protein of 468 amino acids. Lineage: Eukaryota; Metazoa; Arthropoda; Insecta; Hymenoptera; Figitidae. The record is from RefSeq and is a predicted model, not a curated record. The transcript has a single exon.
AUGAAAGCAACUUUUGUUAUUGUCGGGGGAGGAAUAGCCGGUGUGACUUGCGCCGAGAGUAUUUCUUUCCUCGCACCGGAAGAGACGGUAAUUCUCAUUACCGCCAGUUCCUUAAUCAAAGCAAUCACCAAUAUUGUACCAUUGGGCAAAACUCUAUUUCAAUUUGACGUUGAGGAACGUGAAUCGUCACAAUUGUCACAGCAACACUCUUCCAUAACAAUUCUUCAAGAUAUUGUCUGCGAAGUGAAUUCAAGAGAGAAAUUUCUAAAGACCGAAUCUGGGAAAAUAGUUAAUUAUCAAAAACUUUGUCUCUGCACGGGAGCGAGUCCGAGAAUAAUUGCUGAAAAUAAUCCCUAUGUACUUGGUAUUCGUGACACUGAGUCGGUGACGAAUUUUUUGGAGAAAAUAAAAAAUGCCCGACGAAUUGUCAUUGUGGGAAAUGGUGGAAUUGCAACUGAACUUGUGUAUAAAAUUCGUGGUAUCGAAGUUAUUUGGGUGAUAAAGGAUAAACAUAUUUCGGCAACAUUCGUCGAUCCUGGAGCUGCACAAUUUUUUCAAGAUCGUUUACAAAAUAAAGUUGAUAAUUUACCAACGCAAAGUGAUGAAGUUAAGAAUUUUUGCUUCAAGAGGGCAAGGUACACGACAAGUGAGGAGAAAACAAAAAAAGUUGGUGCCGCACUCGGUCCUGAUUGGCAUAAUUUCAAAUUAACACAAUUCCCACCAUUGCCAAUUGAAAUUCAAGUGAAAUACGAAUGCGAAGUUUUGAGAAUUACAAAUCGUGUGAAUGAAGAAUGGCCCGUAGUUGUUGAAUUAACGAAUGGAGAGACGGUGAAUUGUGAUCUUGUCAUUUCGGCGACGGGCGUGAUACCAAAUGCAAAUCUUCCUGGUCUGGAGGAUUUAAAGAGAGGACAGGACGGUGGUUAUUUAGUCGAUUGGAAAUUAACAACUUCGCAGGAUGAUAUUUUUGCCGCUGGCGAUGUUUGUUCGGCUAAUUGGGAUAUAGCGAGACAUUGGUUUCAAAUGCGACUCUGGACACAGGCUCAUCAAAUGGGACAAUACGCGGCUAAGGCAAUGGUUUCAAUUACACGUGAUGAGGAAUUUUAUCAGGAUUUUUGCUUUGAAAUCUUUACACACGUCACAAAAUUCUUCGACUAUAAAGUCGUUCUUCUUGGACUUUAUAAUGGGCAAACAUUGAAUCAGGAUUAUGAAAUAUUAUUGCGAAUGACAAAGAAUCAAGAGUACGUGAAAUUAAUUUUAAAAGAUGGUAAAAUGCAAGGAGCUGUUCUUAUUGGCGAAACUGAUUUAGAAGAAAUGUGCGAAAAUCUCAUUCUCAAUCAAUUAGAUCUUAGUGUUUAUGGUGAAGAUCUACUCAAUCCGGAUAUCGACAUUGAAGAUUAUUUCGAUUAAAUAUUUUUGUUAAUUAAUUAAUUAAUUAACUUGAUUAAAUUAAUUAAUUAAAUUAAUUUAAUUAUCUCGCAAAUAAUUCGUUACUAUUUAUCUAUUUACAGUUGAAAUACUUUGGAAUACAUUUUGAAGAAGAGUAAAUAAAAGAAAAAUAUUUAUAACA